Molecule: messenger RNA, 1185 nt
Organism: Vanrija pseudolonga
Lineage: Eukaryota; Fungi; Basidiomycota; Tremellomycetes; Trichosporonales; Trichosporonaceae
Product: pH-response regulator protein palI/RIM9
Exons: 5
Coding region: 400-996 (198 amino acids)
Cellular component (GO): growing cell tip; cell division site; plasma membrane
Source: RefSeq, a predicted model, not a curated record
CCCCACACCGCAGCCAGUUGCGACAUUGCUCCAAGCCAAGCUCCAACUACUCCCUUCUCCUCCUCCUACACAAAUCAUCUACUUGUCCAGCCAGCUCUUGCAGCCUCUGUCUACCACCGCCAGCGCCUACCCGCUCCACCACCCACUGCCACUCGCACGACCCGACCACGACCGCCGUCACCGUCACCGUCGAGCCAAGCAAGCCACAACAAACAAGUCCCCUGCCCGCUCCCACCCAUCGCCCCACCACCCUCCGUCCUCGCAAGUCUUGACGACUCGCCGACUACCACCCACCCCGCACACACCUCACCUGUAACGUACAGCCGCGCUGUCUAACCCCCUUCUCCCAGUCACCUAGCUGUGUAUAUCCCCAACACCACCACCACCACCAGAACCAAAAUGCCCAACCCCAUCUUCCCGGCCCUCCUCUUCUCCUUUGCGGCCAUGGUACUGCUUUUGUUCGCCUCCGUCUCCCCGCCAGUCUGGGACAAGAUCUCCUUCCUCGACGUCCGCACCCCAGCCGGCGAGACCGUGUUCGGAGUCUUCGGCAUGUGCAUCAAGCACGGGCAGUGCAGUCACCGCAGCGUGGGCUAUGCGCUGUCUGCUGCUGGCGCGGCAAACGUCAACCUCAACUCGACCGUCCUCCACAACCUGACGUACACGCUCAUCCUGCACCCCAUCGCGGGCUUCCUGGCCUUCCUGUCCCUCGUGUUCGGCCUGCUCGGCAUCGCCAUCGCGAACCGCAUCCUCACGAUCCUGAUGAGCGUCUUUGCCUUCCUCGGCGCGUUCAUCGGCCUCGUCGUCUUCGUCAUUGACAUGGUGCUCUGGAACGUGCUCAAGAACCGCCUGCACGACGCCGACAUUUCGGCCAAGCUCGGCAACGCCAACUGGCUCACCGUUGCGGCCGUCUUUGCCCUCUUCCUCUCGACAUGCACGGCCAUGCUUGGCGCAUUCGGCCGCUUCGCCACGGGCCGAGCCGCUGGAGAGAAGUACUAGAUAUGAUCGCGAAGCAACCCCCACACCACCUCCCCCCACGCCCAGACACGAAUCCUGAACGUAAACGUCCACCACCACCACCACCUCCCAGGCCUAUAUUCCUUGGCCGCGGCGCCUCUACACGACCGCGCAGCUUCCAGGCGAUUCAUAUCAGUAGUAUGCUAUCAACGAUGCAUUAAUGUAAUAGAG